Molecule: messenger RNA, 1488 nt
Organism: Aspergillus clavatus NRRL 1
Lineage: Eukaryota; Fungi; Ascomycota; Eurotiomycetes; Eurotiales; Aspergillaceae
Product: RNA methyltransferase
Exons: 1
Coding region: 1-1488 (495 amino acids)
Biological process (GO): rRNA methylation
Cellular component (GO): mitochondrion
Molecular function (GO): RNA binding; RNA methyltransferase activity
Source: RefSeq, a predicted model, not a curated record
AUGUUGUUGUCUUCCGCCUUCAGACCCCUUCCGACGCGUCUUUUUCCAUCGAGAACUCCUUCGAUUCCCCUGUGCUCCAUCCGCCAUGCCUCCUUGAACUCAGCUAUUGGUCGCGGUAUCCGCAAAUCUCGAGUAGCGGAUGAAGGGCCCUUUCGUACAUCGAGAGCCGCAGACAAGAUCAUCCCGCGAAGGAGCUCCAGGGACAAUGACUUCAGCAAACGCCGUGUUAAGAAGCGGGAUGCUCAAUCAGACACCCAAGCAGGCAGCGGCAAGGACGGGAAGCAUUCUGCUUUUGACAGGGAGGAAUUCAUCAAGACGGGCAAAUUCCAAGGGAUGAAGUUCGUACCGGAUCCAAAAAUGCCGAAAUCGACCUGGCCAGGGUCAAAGGUGGAAGCAUCUAAGGAGGAGGAUCCACCUAAAAUGAAGCGCGCUGGGCGGAUGAAGCUCAAGAGAGGUGUCCAUCGGUUCACAGAAACGAUGCCCGAGUUUCUCAAGCAUCAUAUCAAAGUCCCAGAUUUUAUAUCACAUGCGACCCCUGCAUCCCAAUUCCUCUACGGAACAAGCGCCGUGGAGGCGGCCCUUCGUUGUGGUCGACGUCAGAUGUAUAGGCUGUACAUAUAUCAGGGCGAUACCGAUGAGUUGGGAUCCAACAGAUCCAAAUUGCGCAAGCUCGCGCUGUCGAAAAACAUCAAAGUGAAGAUGGCAUAUGCCGGAUGGGACCGGCUAUUUGACCAGAUGAGCUCUGGCCGACCCCAUAACGGAUGUAUACUGGAUGCCUCUCCUCUGCCAGUAUUGCCCAUCAAGAGUCUUUGCGCCGUCCCAUCUCUGGACGUGAAUGAGUUCCGCGUGACCUUGGCAGCUCAAUCGCGGGAGGAAGCACUGGUCAACAGCACGAAUGAUCGUAUUGAAAUCCGACACCCCCCCAACCGCCGGAGGUACCCAGUUAUAAUCCUGCUUGACGGCAUCGUCGACAAAGGGAAUCUUGGAGGCAUCAUUCGCUCUGCAUACUAUCUCGGAAUUGACGCUAUUGUUUUCGCUGGUCGAAACUGUGCGCCCUUGUCCCCUGUGACAAUCAAAGCCUCCGCUGGGGCAGCAGAGAACAUGCCCAUGCUCAAAGUCACCAAUGAAGUGGACUUCAUUCAGCAAUCCAAGGCCAACGGAUGGCAGUUCUACGCUGCCGAUGCUCCCGUGCUCGGUGCGACAUAUCUUGAUAAUUUCGACAUGGCCAUGACCCGGAAUCCUCUCACGCAGGCACCCAGUGUUCUAAUGCUGGGCAGCGAAGGGUUCGGGCUAAGCCCGCAUAUAAAGUCCCAGGCCGACUCGAUUGUGAGCAUCCCUGGUGCAAGAGCCCCGACUGAAUGGGGAACCGACUCGGAUCCCGCUAGAGUGGACAGUCUCAACGUGAGCGUUGCUGCGGCGAUUCUGAUGGAAAUGUUUCUACGGAUGCCUCUUGCAGUCUCGGAGAUCUCGAAUAAAUCACCCAAAUGA